Molecule: messenger RNA, 1616 nt
Organism: Pantherophis guttatus
Lineage: Eukaryota; Metazoa; Chordata; Lepidosauria; Squamata; Colubridae
Source: RefSeq, a predicted model, not a curated record
AUGCAGCUGGACUUUGCAGGCUCUCCACGGCCGGUCCUGUCCCGCGUGGGCGAAGCGGGCGCCGCGGGUGGAGCUCCGUCCGCGGGACCCCCAGCCUACGGCCCGGAAUCCUGCGUGGGCGCCCGCUUGCCGUCCUCCGAGGGCACCAAGCCCCCUUACAGCUACAUCGCGCUGAUCGCCAUGGCCAUCCAGAGCAGUCCGGAUCAGAGGCUGCCCUUGAGCGGCAUCUACCGGUUCAUCACCUCCCGGUUCGACUACUACCGAGACAACAAGCAAGGCUGGCAGAAUUCCAUCCGCCACAACCUCUCGCUCAACGACUGCUUCGUCAAAGUGUCCCGGGACCACAAGAAACCGGGCAAAGGGAAUUUUUGGAUGCUGGACCCCGAGUGCCACAACAUGUUCCAGAACGGCUCCUUCCUGAGACGUCGGCAGCGUUUCACCCGUAAGAGAGGUCCGUCCAGGGCCACAGGGGACGGCCAAGGGCCCAAGAAGGGGCCCCGGGGUGGCAGGGGCCAGCCGAGUGGCCAGAGAUUGCCAGGAAAGGCAGUCAAGAUGGAAGACGGCUCACCGAUAGCAGAUGCCUCCGAGCAGGGCCACAGUUCCAGCCGGGCAGUGCCAGGGCCUGAGGGGGUCUUGCCCCUAAAUCCAUUCAUGGGUGGGCAGGAGGGUGAGGAUCCAAUCCUGCCUUGCCCGGAGCUCCUCAGCCCCCGGAGUCAGCCCUGUGCCAAGAUCAACCCCUCGGGAGCCAAGAUGCCGUGUUUUCAUCUGCACGGGGUCCCGAGCCCCAAAGCUGGGCUCUACAGCCAGCCAUCAGGAUUCUGUUCCCCGGGAAAUAAUUACCAGGUGAAAGGGGCCCUUCUGGAUGACCUUGAGGUUGCCCCCCUGGUCCCUCUUGCGGAGAGGCUGCCCUCCCGAUCCAGCCCAGAGAUAAAUGGAAACCUGCAGAACAGCUCUCGUCCUUCCCAGGGGCCACCGAAGCCUGGGCAGGAUGGCAAGGGGGUCCCCCAAGCGUUUGGCCAGCUUGCACCCAACUUCCCGGCUCUUAUGGGGCCCGGCAAAGCGUCUCAGCCCACCCACAGGCAGCAUCCAUCGCCCAGCGGCCUCCCCACCGUCGACGGCAACGAAGGUUAUGCCAAAGCUUCGGUCGUUCCCAUCUUCGGCUACUCCAAUCUCGAAUCUCGGGGUGGGGGUUACCAGUGCCGUCUGCAGGCCUUGAAUUUCUGCGUCAACGAAAAUAUGCGGGGCCCCACUUUGGAACACCUUCUGACCUCGCCCCCCGCUGCCAAUUCUGCGGCGCCCAUCCAGCCCCCGUCCUUCGUGCAGCUGCCGGGGGAACAGGAAGCCUGGCCCGGGAGCCCCUUUUCCCGCCAAGGGGGGAGCAGUUAUCAGCUGGGGCUGCCCCACUGCCUCUACAGGACUCCGGAUUGAUCAAACCGCAGUUUUUAGUGUAUCGGAAUAAAAGGCCCUUCCUUCUCCACUGAAUCCGUGGCUUCGUGGACCUCGGCAGGAGCGCAAACCCGAGGCGAAAGGCAGAAACGCACCGAUGGCCGAAUCCUGCCCCGCCUUGGAUUCCAGCUUUCCAAACCCAGCAUUGCAACCUAACCAGCUUCUUGCAA